Didymosphaeria variabile is the source of this 1449-nucleotide messenger RNA. RefSeq lists its product as uncharacterized. Lineage: Eukaryota; Fungi; Ascomycota; Dothideomycetes; Pleosporales; Didymosphaeriaceae. The record is from RefSeq and is a predicted model, not a curated record. The transcript is spliced from 2 exons. Bases 1 to 1449 code for a protein of 482 amino acids. Gene Ontology annotation, molecular function: protein binding.
AUGCCAGAGGACCACCCUCAUCAAGCCAAGAAGCGCAGAAUUCGCCACUUUCGCCCCAUCUUCGGCCAAUCGAGACUACCGGCUAUGGCCGCAGAUGUGCCACAAACAGGCCUCCUAGCCCUGGUCGACGAGCUUCUUCUCUCGAUAAUCGAUCAAAUAGAUUCUCGCGAUACACUCUGCAGACUCGCAGCGUCCUGUCGUCGUUUCCAGGGUCUCACGGAGCCCUACAUUUGGCGGACUCUGCUCGUAACCAAUGGGGACCGUGCGAGGAGUAUCGCUGCAGCGCUUGACAUCCGCGAGGCACGGUCUUCUUAUAUUCAAGACCUAUCAAUACGAUACCCGGACCACAGUAAAGAUGGAAUCCAGGAGCUCAAUCAUUUCAUCGUCUUGAUGGACAAGCUUCGCCAUCUCACGAUUGAAUCACCGUGUCCUAAUAACAGUGAGUGGAAAGAUGAUGUGGAAUUUGAUGGCUGGACGAAGAUCGACUACACGACGCUGUUGGAAGCUCUUCCCAAAGCGCUCAAGGAACUUGACAUCGGCGAGCGCCUGCACGCAUUUCCAGGUUGCAUGCCCAGCAAUGACAGCACAACCCGGACAUCGCAGCCCGCUUUCCUCAAAGCUUUGAUUCGCCAAGCAGACUCUCUUGAGCGGCUCUCCCACAUUGGCGGUGCCACGCAACAUCUUCCGCGUAAAUAUUCCACCUUCGACGAUGACAGCGCCAGGCUACGUCACCUCUCGAAUUUACGAUCCCUCUCGCUCGGCAUCGAGACCAUGCUCCUCACCCACCUUCAACGUGACGACUACCCAGCCUCUCUUUGCGAACUCAAGGUGAACGAUGUAUCCUGGGCCAACAAUCUCAGAGGCGGCCCCGAAGACACACUCAGACACCCCGGGCGCGUGCUCCGCCAUUGCACCGAAGUAGUAAAAGGCAUGAGUCGUCCCGUCGAUCUGUCCAUCCUCUUCAGUAACCCCAACACGGAGCAAAUCCUUUCCACAAUUCCGACUGCUAACAUCGCCCUGGUCCUGCAGUCGAUCAUCGACGGGCCGCUACGCACACCGAUGUACACCCUGUCCUCGCUCUUGCGCUCUUCCAAUCGCCAUCUAGCACUGCUCACGUCCAAGUUCUCGUCCAAGCAUUCGUACAUACCGCCAUACAUGUAUGGUGAAGAAGUUCCGUUCGAAGAGAGGUUCUACGACGCGAAUCACUUCUGGCGGGUUUGCGGGGUCAACUUCAGAGUCAUGGACGACGAGAUGUUUGUUGAAGAAGUUAAGAAGGGGCCGAAGAUGGUUUGUACGCCGUGUAGGGAGCGUCUGGGGAGGUGGGAGUGUUUCAAUGCGGGGGAUGGGAGCAGUUGCAUUCAUUGUGAGAGGGAUAGUAGGAUAGAUGGCAGGGAUGUGGAGUGUGUGUAUGAUGUGGAUACUGUUGCCUGGGGGAAUGAGGUGGACUGA